GGGAGACCAGAUAUAGUGAAUGCGGGUCCGGGAAGACCAGAUAUAGUGAAUGCAGGAUCCGGAGAGAGCAGAUAUAGUGAAUGCAGGGUCCGGGGGAGACCAGAUAUAGUGAAUGCAGGGUCCGGGGAGACCGGAUAUAGUGAAUGCAGGGUCCGGGAAGAGCGGAUAUAGUGAAUGCAGGGUCCGGGGAGACCGGAUAUAGUGAAUGCAGGGGUCCGGGGAGAGCGGAUAUAGUGAAUGCAGGGUCCGGGGAGAGCGGAUAUAGUGAAUGCGGGGUCCGGGGAGA
Molecule: messenger RNA, 286 nt
Organism: Staurois parvus
Lineage: Eukaryota; Metazoa; Chordata; Amphibia; Anura; Ranidae
Source: the annotation of a GenBank genome assembly